Molecule: messenger RNA, 1792 nt
Organism: Chenopodium quinoa (quinoa)
Lineage: Eukaryota; Viridiplantae; Streptophyta; Magnoliopsida; Caryophyllales; Amaranthaceae
Product: subtilisin-like protease SBT5.4
Exons: 8
Coding region: 236-1792 (518 amino acids)
Biological process (GO): proteolysis
Molecular function (GO): serine-type endopeptidase activity
Source: RefSeq, a predicted model, not a curated record
UGUUAGAUAAAUUAAAAUAAAAUAAGUUUUUGUGAAUAAACCAUCUAAACAAGUUUGAUCUUUCAAAAAAAAAAAAAAAAAAAAAAAAAAAAAAAGAAAAAAAAAGCCCUAAACAAGUUUGAGUUUUAAAAAGAAAAUAACAAAUUAAUAUCAUGCAUUCUCAAAUUUGAUCGAGUACAAAAGGAAGGAGGCUAGAAGAGAAGAACGAAAGAGCUGUAAUACUCGAUUAAAAAAAAUGCAGAUUCCAAUGAUUUUACAUGGUUUCCUAUCAAUUCUUCUCUUUUCAUUGUGGCAAGUACCUACCUUUGCUGCCCCUAAGCACUACGUUAUCCAUUUAGGAUCUCACCAUGCAGAACCUCGUUUGUCAGCGAGCCCAGAGACUAUUACGAACUCACAUCAUGAAUUGCACCUUUCAUUCUUUUUAGAUUUCAACCCUUCAGAAAGGAUUGUUUAUUCAUAUAAUAAAAUAUUCAAUGCCUUUGCUGCAAACCUUCAUGAAGAGGAGGCCACCGAACUCGCAAAGCACCCUACUGUUGCAUCAAUAAUGGAAAGCCAGCCACUAAAGUUGUUAACAACUCGAUCAGUGGAUUUCUUAGGAUUUCCGAAUCAACUUAACAACUAUAAAACUGAUGAGUCCAUUUGGGUGAAAGCAAGCUUCGGAGAUGGCAUGAUUAUAGCAAACUUGGAUUCCGGUGCGUGGCCAGAGAGCCAGAGCUUUUCAGAUCAAGGCUUUGGCCUUGUUCCGAAAAAAUUCAAAGGGGCAUGUGCAAAUGAAAAUGAUCCAACAUUUAAGUGCAACAGGAAGCUUAUAGGAGCAAGAUAUUUUUACAAAGGAAUUAUGGAACAAGGCAAGUUAAAUAACUAUAUCUUCAAUGAUACAUUGAGCCCUCGAGAUCACAAUGAAGGGCAUGGCACACACACUCUAUCUACAGCCGGAGGUAAUAUUGUCCCUGGAGCAAGCUGCAACGGAUUAGCAAAUGGGACUGCGAAAGGCGUGGCACCAAGGGCACGCGUGGUUGCGUACAAAAAUGCUUGGCAUGCUACUGAAACUUUUCCAUUCCAAGGCAACUCAAUGGAUUUACUAGCCGCUUUUGAAUCUGCCAUUGACGACGAUGUAGAUGUCAUUAAUGUAUCGAUGAGUCAGGAUAAUGAUGAUGAUUAUUUAGCUAGCAAUGCUAUUGCUGUUGCAGCCUUCCAUGCUAUGAAGAAAGGAAUCAUCACGGUUGCUAGUGCUGGAAAUAAUGGACCUAAAUCUGGGUCUGUUCAAAAUGUAGCCCCUUGGUUGUUGACUGUUGCUGCUAGUACUAUGGAUAGAGAGUUUUCGGCUUAUGUCAAACUCGGUAACAAUCAGAAGAUCAAGGGAGUACGCUUUAUGGAUUCAAAGACAAAUGACCCUAAUAAACUCUAUCCAUUGAUCAGUGGUGCAGAGGCUCGCAGUACUAUCGCUAAUAUCAAAGAUGCUACGGCAUGUCAUGUUGCAGCCCUAGAUGCAGCGAAGGUGAAGGGAAAGAUCGUAGUAUGUCGUAAUUCACUCAAUGAAGCCGGAGAUAUGGACAGUUUAAGAAGCAUGGAAGCUAAAAAAGCAGGAGCUGUUGGACUUGUCCUGGUAAAUGAUAAGAACAAGGGAUUUGGAGCUAGCCAACCUCAUUCAAUCGCCACCGUGACCAUUAGCUAUAAUGAUGGAGUAACUCUUUUUUCUUAUAUCAAUUCUACCAGGCAAGUAUAUUUAUGCUUUUUAUUGAUCAAUAUUAUUGGAUUACAAUAUGCUAAGGGUAGAGUUCUAAUUUACUAA